AUGAACUUAGAAAAUGAACAGCAACAGGCUAGUGUGCCACUUGUUUCCCCCUUAAAUGCUGAAAAGUUUGUCUUCAACAGACUCUUUGCAUUUACUCGCACAAGUGGACUAACCCAUACUAAGGAAAGAUUUCCAAGAAUAGGUAAAGACGAAGGAUGGAAUAAAAUAGACCCAAAUUAUGUUUUAGAAGAAGAUAGAGAACUAAAAUUGCAAUGGCCCAGCGAUAUGAUUGGCCCAGAACAGAAGAACCAUUCAGGUCUCGAAGUAUCAAAUGUGGACCAUUGGAGCAAUUCAAGUGAUUCUGAUGAAGAAAUGAGAUAUGCAAAUGGUUUGCAGUUGGUAUCACUGGAGAGAAUCCCUAAAAACGAUGAUGACAUGCAAGAGCAAUAUUUUGGGUGCAUUAAAUCAGACAUAAAGAGCAAACAGCGUGAAGGUGAAGGAGAAUCAUUGUUUUCGGCUCACCGUAGCGCUAUCUUCCGGCGGAUUUUCCGUACCUUUUGGCCUGUGACUCAUAGAUUGACUGAUAUAUCUAAAGUGCUUUCCCAAAUGCCUACCGAGUUGCAAGCCAAGGUUGAAAAGGCAUUGAGUAAGGAAGAUGUGCAAAAAGUUUUAGAUGAACAUUUGAAACGACCACAACUUGUACUGAAUGGAAUUCGAGCAAUUGUUCUGGAACAAGGACUGGACGUGCGGCUACGGUUUUUGGAAAUUCUUGAAAAUAGCUAUGACGUUGUAAGCCUGUUGCGGGGAAAUACAAAUUUGGAGUGGAAGUUUGAAAAAAAUGACCAAGAUGAAUUGGUGAGUCCAGAAGAAAGUUUUAUGAUGGAUGAUGCUUGUUUAAAAUUGUAUCAACUUUCGGAGAACUUGAACAAAUAUUCAGGAACCGAGUUGCUCGGAACAGUUUACAGUAAUAGCUUUGGAACUGGGCACCAGGAUUACAUGUAUUGUGAAAAGGGAUGCAUGGCAUAUAUGGGCGAAUCCCUUCUUCCUGAUGACUCAGAAAGCGAUUUUGAAGAUGAAACCCCUUCUAAAAUCCAAGCGAAAACUUGUUCCCUUUGCAAUGCACAACUUUUGCGAGGCGCAUAUGCAUCUCCCAGAUUAACACUGGCUGACCAAAUGACUAACCGAGCAAUGCGUGUGAGUAUGAGGCGACACUGCCUUGUGUCUGUUCGUCAUGGUGUGAUGGAUUUUUUCACAAGUCCACGCUAUGCAGAGCUGCGCGAAACACCAGUGACAAAUGCUGGAUAUGAGCCGAGCGGACAAAAGUAUUUUGAAACGGAUUAUGAGUUCCCGAUUAUGUUAUACUUUAAUUAUAAAAAAAGUAGCGAAACAUGUACGGUUGUUGCAAUUAAUCUAGCACUGCCUGCAAAUGACAAAAUGGCGGAGGGUAAUCGGAUGGUGCUAAUGGUUUUCCCAAUGAAGAGUAAUGGAACCGUACCAGGAGAUAUUAACAGUUUUUUGAGGCCGAUUGUUGAUGAUUUCAAAGAAAUGAGCUCGCGCGGGUUUUUGGUGGACGUGGGACACACACAGCCUAUGCGAGUAUAUGCCCACAUUGUUGGGAUUGGAGGAUCAGCCAAGGUUGCAAGUAGGGUGUUUGGCAUGAUGGAAGAGGAGGAAACUGAGUUUGCAUGUUUAAGGUGCUUUACUCCAAAAUCAAAUAAGUAUGGGUUUAAGUUUCACAGGAAUACAGAUUAUGGGGUUCGAAACGAUGAGUUUUUUUCGAAAUUGAAAGACAAGUAUGAUGAAAAAAUACAGCAAAUUGGUCUCAAGGGAACACAAAUGGAGGGUUAUGUUGAUUGGACAGAUGCUAAGGAAGAAACGUUUAAAGAGCACGGUAUGAAGGAGUACUCUGUGCUGUUUGAGAUGGGGUCAAUAGGGAGUACACAAAAGGCAUAUGUUCCAGAUUUGUUGGAGAUUGGGUACAAGACAAUUGUAAGGAUGAUUUAUAUGGAGCUUAUCCAUGGUCGGAAUAGGACUAGUUUGAGGCUGGAUGAGAAUGCACGCAAGGUAUUUUUUUCACUGGCUGAAUUGCAGUCAUUGGUUCAAGAGCAGCUUGGGCUUGCUGGGUUUAAUGUUGCCAAUAUGAAGAAGGAUCCACAGACCAAGAUUAAAAGCACGGCAUUGAUUGCAGUGGUUGAUUUACUUGCCAUAGCGCUUGAUGUUUCCACGAUGGAAAUGGGGAGUAAGGUUGUGUUGCUGGAAAUGUUGAUGCUUAUUAAGGCUAUGACAAUUCCAGUGACUACAAAGAAAUGCGUUUCGCGUUUUCAUGAAUCUUCACGAAGAGUGGUGGUUAUGUUUGCCAGGCUAAUACGCCAGAAAAGGAUCUACGGAUCACUUAAUAUCCACAUGAUGUUACACUUGACUGAAUCCAUGUUGCUGGUUGGGUUACCAGUAUAUUACUGGACGCUGCCGAUGGAGCAUGCUUUUGGGUACGUGGCUAAGGUUGCUGCAGUUCGGCCGGUUGGAUACACUGUAGCUAAGAUGGCGCGUGAUGCACAGUUAGUUGCGCGAGUUGCGGGACUUCGACGCGCAUGGACUGUGGGUGCAAUUGUUCCAUGUCGUAACGAAAUUGUAGACGAAUAUAUGAUUGAAGAUGUUCUUCCGCCAGUUGUUAGAUCAGCAGAAAGCCGAGAGAGUUUGGCAAACACUGGUGAUAGAACCCAAGAAGAAGAAGAAGAAGAGGAGGAAGAAGAGGGCAAUAAUGAUGAUGGAAACCUUCGUUUGCGAAUUGCAGAGGAAAGAAAUAUGGAACGUGAUGCACUUUUACGAUACUUUGGGACAUCAGAUUCAUACAAUUUAUCGGUUAACCGGUAUCGUACACACCGUGGACUUGCAUUUGUUGGUAGUGGAUCAGGAGGGGUUGGAAAGGGAUCCUUUAUACGAGUGCGAAGGAAAUGUACAGAUUAUUUGAGGCCUGAGGAGGAGGAUGAAGUGGAGAUGGUGAGCAAAAGAUACUUUUAUGCACGAUUUAUUAAAGCAGUGACAUAUCAAACUGCACAGCAGGUGCCUCCAGGAACAUCCAUGCCUCCGAUUUCACCAUUUCCAAUGCACGCACGGCACUUUGCGAUUGUGCAGCGAAUGCGAGAAAAUGUAGUUCAUGAGCGGGCAUUUGUUCCUGAGCAAUUGUCACUGGGAUACUGUAAAAUAAGAGGAGGAGAAGGCAGAAGGCUUAAAAAGGCAGAUAAGUUUGUUUAUGGGCAUUACACUGAGGGGAAUGUGUUUUUGGAGCCCCAGUAUGAGGUUGUACCAUUGGACUAUGUUGGUGGACCUGCAUAUGUGUUCCCCAUACGUCCGUGGGGUCGUCGGACUCAGUUUUGCAUUGUGGAUCCUGGGCUUGUUGGGUACAGGUUGAACGGGUUGAACGGGUUAAACGGGUUAAACGGUGAUGCUAAUUACGGGACAGUACUUUCACGGGGGGAAGAGAAGGUUUAUGGUAAUAAGUUUGGGAUGCUUGUUUGGGGGGAAAGAGCCAAAAACUAUGCGAGAUUUGGGAAUAGUGUGCCUCCUUUAAUGGAAGUUAUUGGUGUAGACACUGCGAUUGCACGAGAGAAUGCGGAGGAAGGAGAUGUGAGUAAAUACGAUGAUUUAAGCGAGUGUUCGACUCAGGAUGAUUGA
Molecule: messenger RNA, 3612 nt
Organism: Magnusiomyces paraingens
Lineage: Eukaryota; Fungi; Ascomycota; Dipodascomycetes; Dipodascales; Dipodascaceae
Exons: 2
Coding region: 1-3612 (1203 amino acids)
Source: RefSeq, a predicted model, not a curated record